AUGGGGUUACUCAAGAGUAAAAAGACCAAGGCGGAGCGCAGACAUCAGGAGAGGCUCCGCAUGCAGAGCCCUGAGCUCUCCGUGGCCCCAGACAAGGAUCUGUCCCCUGCAGAGAAACGAGCGCUGGAAGCUGAGAAGAGAGCCAUGUGGCGGGCGGCACGAAUGAAGUCUCUGGAACAAGAUGCACUGAAAGCUCAGAUGGUCAUCGCCAAAACUCGGGACGGGAAGAAGCGUGGGACACUAGACCAGCUGACGGAGUCCCCAUCGCCGGCUCCGACGCCGUCUCCCACUCCCAUGGAAGAGCUCAGUCCUCGAGCAUUAACCUCUCCAGGCAGGCUGUCCCUGUCAUCAAAGAAGUUUGACUACCGACAGUUUGCCGCCAUUCCUUCUUCCAAACCCGUAUACGACAUUCAGACCCCUGAUGCAGCAGAGGAAGUGCAAUACAUCGACGCCUCCAGUAAUGCUGGGCACGGCCCCGAAGUGGAGGCUCCCGCCCCGCUGCCCUCCACCUCGGCCCUGGAGGAGAUGGCCCUCUACAGCAACAAACGCAAACUGAGGCAGGGCCGCCGCAGCCUGGAAGCCGCUGUGCCGACAUAACACAACCAAAACCAGUAACCCAGAGAGGUCGGCUCUCCAGAUAUAACCACUGCAAAGACUCUGAAGCUUUUGGUCGCCACAUAGAUACUCACUUAUAUCCUGCGUGCCAGUCUUGCCUUUAUAGUCUGUGGGUGAGUCGGCGAGCUCCGUACCUGGACGGGACGAGUCGGUGUGGUUAGCUAGGAUUGCUACUUGCGGAUGAAUUAUUUUCUUAAAUCUUCUGUUUGCCUCGUAGAUCAGAUCUAUUUUAACUUGAGGGUGAUCAAAGUUUUUAGUUUUCUUUUUUUUAUCUGCACCAUUGUGAUGUCGCUGUUAUGAAAAAAAAAGCAUAGUGGAAACAGGAAAUGAGAAGAAAUGGGUUAUAGUUUUACUAACUUCAGCGAUUAGAUUGUAAAGUGUCUGUUUUUAAUGAUUUGGGGUGUAAAUAUUAACUGAGGAGGGAACAGCUUGCUACCUUCAUCAUCACAUAUGGUGGACAAUAUUUUCUCUUGAAGCACAUAUCAUUUAUUCACUGCCACUGUAUCAUAAUUUAUUGUAAUUUUAGACGAAUCGAAGGCCUUCAUUCAACCCUUUCAACCCUUUUGAACUCGAGAUGAGUUCCUAAUACUCAUCUGCAUAUCACUACUUAUAGUAACUUUAUAAAAACACUUAAAUUACAGGAGGAAUUGUUGUAAACAUGAUUUAACUGUUUGGACGAACGCGUCUACUUGCUGGUUUCUCAUCGCUGCAGCCUCUGUUCAGACUAACCCUCGUUACAUUCCCCUACAGAGAGGACAACUACACUGGACACAGCAGCAGCAAAUACUCCCCAACCGAGAGUAUUAACACUUGGGAUCAUGCAUUUUAUCAUUUAUCAAUGGUACUUACCCUUUUAAGGGUAUCAUGUGUUUUUGUAUUUUCUUUUUAAAUCAAUGUGAACUGUUAAUGCUACCCUAGCAUCUUUUGCGUUAUCUGGCUAUACAUAUAUUUUUUUUAACCACAGUGAUUUGAAGGUAGCAGGGAGUUUUAUUUUUCCGACUAUGGUUAACUUAAAUCUGACGCCACUGAAAAAAAAAUCAUUUAUUGUGUGAAUAAUGUACAAAAACUGUAAGGAAGAAGAGAAAAUAUGGGUUGGAAACUGAGCCUGUCUGGACUGCUGAAGCAUCUGGGUGAGGUUGAGGCUCGGUGUUGGGAUGCUCGCCAUGUAAACUGGGAGAGCUGCAAAACAUUCUGCAGAAUCACAGCAUCGUAGCAUUUUGUUAAUUUAAUCUGCUUUACUUUUCCAUGUUGCUCUCACUGACUGAAAUUCAGUUUAUCAUUUGCUGUUUGUUUUUUCUUUUUUUCUAUUUGUAGGCAACUACCUUUUUUUUUUUUGUUCAGAAGAGUUUCACUACAUUGAUGCUGUGUUUUUAUGUUUUCUGUGUUUCUUAUUUUUGUCUCGAGUUCUUUUUGGGGGCUUUAACUUGCUAACAGGCCAGAGGGUGUGGGGUCAGACGUCAUAGGGUCAAGGGUUAUAGCUCAUAUAAGACUGUAACUAGUGAAUUUGUACAACCAAAGAAGUCUAUUUUGUGGUUCAGGAAUAAUAAAUUUUACUUUUCAUUUAAGAAGCUAA
Messenger RNA from Gambusia affinis (western mosquitofish), 2188 nucleotides. RefSeq names its product protein scribble homolog. The transcript is spliced from 7 exons. Bases 1 to 597 code for a protein of 198 amino acids. NCBI's taxonomy places the organism in Eukaryota, Metazoa, Chordata, Actinopteri, Cyprinodontiformes, Poeciliidae. The record is from RefSeq and is a predicted model, not a curated record.